This is a messenger RNA of Dufourea novaeangliae, 1872 nucleotides long. RefSeq names its product POU domain, class 6, transcription factor 2 (gene pdm3). NCBI's taxonomy places the organism in Eukaryota, Metazoa, Arthropoda, Insecta, Hymenoptera, Halictidae. Gene Ontology annotation, biological process: regulation of transcription by RNA polymerase II. The record is from RefSeq and is a predicted model, not a curated record. Gene Ontology annotation, molecular function: RNA polymerase II cis-regulatory region sequence-specific DNA binding; DNA-binding transcription factor activity, RNA polymerase II-specific. The coding region runs from base 1 to 1872 and encodes 623 amino acids. The transcript is spliced from 12 exons.
AUGUGUGAAAUAAUGGGUAUUAGUAGAUGUAAUAGAAGCUCGAUUAUAUUAAAAAGAGCAAUCUCAAAAGUUAAUAUUACAGAUGAACAAAAUCUUUUACCAGACAGCGACAGGAGUAGCGUUGGCAGUCCCGAGCCGGCGACCACAAUUGGCUCGCUCCAUGAGCAUCAGAUGAUGAUGGAUGACCUGAGGAACGCGCGGAAGAGGCGACGCAGCCCGUCACCUGAAAAUCUUCACCAGGCGAAACGGGCUGCAGUGGCGCAGGCACAUCUUAAUGGGACAAUGGCCGGGAUGGUAACUUUGCAAAGCCUUCAGAAUCUGGCGAGCCUGCAAAACCUUCCGCAAGUCGCCUCACUAGCCGCGGGUCUCCAGGGAAUGACAACGGGGCUGAGUAACAAUCAGCUCAUCAACACGCCCUUGAAUCUCACUGUCAGCUCAUCCGGUGGCACAGUACCAACAGCCUCGAGUACGACAGCUGCGCCACACCUCCUGCCACCAAGUUCGGCGCCAAUGGCGACAUUACCUCAACUAUUAUCUCAGCCGCAACCGGUCGCAAUGCCUCAAUUCGUCCUAACGUCCGGUCAAUUGGUGCAAGGCAUUCAAGGGGCUCAGCUUAUUAUCCCUACGUCGCAAGGAAUCGCCUCGCAGACUAUACUGACCAUCCCAGUUAGCCAUGUGACGAACAAUCAGAUGGUGAACCUGGCGCUGAGCAACGGUCAGGUGGUUUCCACGACCCUGGCCAAUCUUCAGUCGAUCGCCCAGCCUCAGAACAUACUGAACACGCCGACUAGCAACGGUGACUUCACAGUUCCAACAAGUCCCAGUUUAGCGUCCGGUCUAGGACUGAAUCCAGCCGCGUUGCCCCACCUUCUGGGCAAUAGCUCGGCCAGCCAGCAGCUUCUGAGCGCGAUGCAGCCGCAGCAGCUACUCCAGGUGGCGCAGGCCGCCCAGGCACAGGCGGCACAGGCUGCACAGGCGGUUCAGGCCGCCCAAGCCUCUCAGCAACCGCUUCUGACGACGUCGCCUCAGCAACACAGCCAUCGACACAGCUCUCACAUGAAUCAUUACACGCCGACGGAGAAGCAUCACAGAGAGAGACCCGAGCAAUCGUCGCCUUUGAACGAGUCCGUGGUAUCCGCGGCCUCAGCUUUGAACCGACUCGCGGCAAGCAACGGGGAGAUCACGAUCACGACGACCCAUGGACCAAGCGGAGCCAGCGGCGUCAAGGCCUCGCCGAGCAGCAUGCACAGUCCCAAAACGGAGGACGACGAUCUGCUGAACGAUUCACCUAAUCAGCCUACCAUCAACGAGGCCACGAACAACAUAGUGGACGGGAUCAAUCUGGAGGAGAUGAGAGAGUUCUCGAAGGUGUUUAAGAUUCGUAGACUGUCGCUGGGUCUGACGCAGACCCAGGUGGGUCAGGCCCUUAGCGCGCAGGAAGGGCCAGCUUACAGCCAAAGCGCCAUAUGCAGUGCCCUGGCUUCCCAGAUGUACGCUGCCUCGCAGAUUGCCUCUCAGCAAGCUACAUUCGAAAAGUUGGACAUCACGCCAAAGAGCGCGCAGAAAAUAAAGCCGGUCCUCGAGGCGUGGAUGAAAGAGGCUGAAAAGAGGUACAAGAGCGGGGUGAAUCACCUGACGGACUUCAUCGGGGUGGAGCCGACCAAGAAGCGGAAGCGGCGGACUUCGUUUACGCCUCAGGCGUUGGAGGUACUGACCGCUCAUUUCGGGAGGAAUACUCAUCCGAAUGGUAACGAAAUCAGCACGUUGGCGCACAGUCUCGGAUACGAGAGGGAGGUGAUCAGGAUUUGGUUCUGCAACAGGAGGCAAGCCCUGAAGAACACGGUGAGAUCGAUGACGAAGACUGUCGUAUAA